This is a messenger RNA of Penaeus vannamei (Pacific white shrimp), 613 nucleotides long. The record is from RefSeq and is a predicted model, not a curated record. Lineage: Eukaryota; Metazoa; Arthropoda; Malacostraca; Decapoda; Penaeidae.
UCCUGACUCUGAAAUUUUGGCGGGAAAGAAGAGGAAGGAGAACCCCUUGUUAACAUCGCAGUGUUUUAGUUAAUGCAGCGUUUCCUGAAGCGUUUAUUCGGCAAAUAAUUCCACAAUAAACAAAGGGAGCAAUGGAGAAUAGCCAGAAAACCUGUGAUGAUUUAUUUACCCCUCCACCCAAGGGAAUGGCACAAAAACGCAUACGAAUGCAACAAAGCCAACACUUCUUGCAGCCCGAGAGCGAGGAGCAAGACCCAGGGUUGCCAGCGCCCUUCCUGCGAUCGCCGAAGGAGAAUGGCGACGUGGCGGCGCGCUGCACACCAAGGACGACUCGAAGGAUGAAGCCGCCGCCGCUGCUGACACUGAUGCUGACCCUGCACGCCUUCCCAGCGGCUCUGGAGGGCGGCAUCGCGUCAGCUUCCCCGAGAGAUAUGCCGCUGUGGUGAAGCAAGUACACGAAGAUCUGGACGCGACCUUCCAAGAGCAGUACGAUAACCUGUGUCAGCUGCAGCAGGAGGAGGACGCCGUGAUGGAGCGCAUGGAGAAGCUGAAGGCGGAGGCUCAUGCUGCCAACGACGGCAUCGAGCAGCAGGUCGGGCUCUGCGGUUCUGAU